Fundulus heteroclitus (mummichog) is the source of this 1375-nucleotide messenger RNA. RefSeq names its product colony stimulating factor 3 (granulocyte) a (gene csf3a). NCBI's taxonomy places the organism in Eukaryota, Metazoa, Chordata, Actinopteri, Cyprinodontiformes, Fundulidae. The record is from RefSeq and is a predicted model, not a curated record. Gene Ontology annotation, molecular function: cytokine activity. Gene Ontology annotation, cellular component: extracellular region. The transcript is spliced from 4 exons. Gene Ontology annotation, biological process: macrophage differentiation; myeloid cell development; immune response. Bases 443 to 1048 code for a protein of 201 amino acids.
GUAGUGAGGUCAUCGUGGUAAAGCUACAGACUCUGAAGGGGGGGGGGCAGCCUGGGCACAGUGCUGACCUGGAAGUUCCGGAUCAGCGCAGACAGGCUGGUACCGAGGCAGUGUUUAUUUGACCAAACAGAGACACUCCUCCACGUGGAUGUCCUGAUAGCUGCAGUUACUUUGGGAUCAGGCUUCAUGUUACGGAGAGACUAUUCUAAACUCCUGCAGCCUCUGUGUUCGCACCGACUGGGGAGGGCUGAGGUGGGGGGUCGAGCUGAGCUCAGCGCUGCAGGGAACUGGCGCUGACAGGCGGCCUUUGUUCUGUCCUCCACACGCGCACCGCGCUCGGACUAUAAAGAGGGUUGUUCUGAUGCCUCGGCGUUGAGCGUCUGCCUCCCUCUUCUUCUAAACCUCAUUUGUUCGUUUCCUCCCCGCAGCCUUCGCCUGCUUCAUGGCCUCCGCCGCCCGCGGCGCGCCUCUGCCGGAGCGCAGCGGCGCACUUGUUGAGGAUCCGCAGUUUCAGGAGAUUCUGCAGAGGAGCCGCAGCUUGACGCAGAAGAUCCUGCUCUCCAUAGCCGACACGCACAAAUCCUGCGUGCAUUCCCAGACCCUACAGUUGACUUCUUCAGAAAAUACCAAGCUUGCAACCAUGGCGUCCACUAUUGGCAUCCCCCCGGCUCCUCUACUCAGGGCGGUUUCUGAAAACUUCACUCUGGAAUCAGGUUUGAGAGCCAUGCAUGAUGGCCUGCAGCUGCACCACGGCUUACUGAGUUCCAUCUCCCCUCGACUAAAAGUGAAAGAGAAAGUGGUUGCAUUGAUGGCUGAUAUUAGAGAUCUUAAAGUCCAGGUUGUUAAGAUGGAAAAAAUGAGCCAAACUUCAGACGCAGUCCCUCCCACGUCAGCCUCGGUGGAACUGCGGCUCCCGGGGGAUUAUGAGGUCCAGGUGGCGGCGCACCUCACCCUGGUCCAGCUCCAGACGUUCAGCCAGGACGUGGCCCGCUGCCUCAGGAGUCUGGACCGCAGCAAUGAUGAGGAUGAUGAUGAGAAGGAGAGCUGAUCAGCGGCCGUCAUACUCUAGUUUUGGCCCGAGCCAAAAAGCCUACGUUGACAUUUUUUUGUUAUGGUAUUUAUUGAUCUGUCUGCAGAUUAUUUAUUUGCUAAAAUCUAUUUUUAUUUAUGUAUUUAUUUCUAGAGACGGAAUGUAUUUAUUUAGGGAAUAUAUUUUUUUGAAAAACAUUUGUCGGCUGUAUGACCAGGUACUCAUAUUACUGAGUUUUGGGCACAUAUUAAAGACGUUACAGAUGGUGUUGCAUUAAAAAGAAACUCAUUAUUUUUGUAUUGCUAUUUAAAACCUUAUACAUGCCAUUUUCUGACGUCUCAGUAA